AUGGCGCUGUUUUCUUUGGGAUUGCUCAACACGUUGGGUUUGGUUAUCGGUCUCGCCAUCGUCUACUACCUAGGCAGCGUCGUCUACCUCCUAUUCUUUCACCCGCUCGCCAAGUUCCCCGGCCCGAUAUGGAUGCGCAUCUCCCGUGCGCCGUUCUGCUACAAGCUGUGCGUGGGCUCGCUGCCCUUCGACAUGCUCGACCUGCACAAGAAGUACGGCCCCGUGGUGCGCAUCGCCCCCGACGAGCUGGCCUUCCACGACUCGCGCGCCUGGAAGGACAUCAUGGGCCACAAGACGCAGAGCGGCGCCGAGAUGGAGAAGUCGGUGAGGUUCUACCGCGCCGUCCCCAACGCGCCGGCCGACAUCGUCAGCUCCGGCCGCGAGGAGCACUCCACCCUGCGCCGUUCGCUGGCCCACGGCUUCAGCGAGCGCAGCAUGCGCGACCAGCAGCCGAUGAUCAAGGGCUACAUCGACCUGCUGAUCAAGAGGCUUCACGAGCAUGGCGCAAACGGCGGCAAGGCGCUGGACCUCGCGGCCUGGUACAACUACACGACCUUUGACGUCAUCGGCGACCUCGCCUUUGGCGAGUCCUUCGGAUGCCUGGACGGCUCCGACUACCAUCCGUGGGUCAAGGCGAUUUUCCAGAUGGCGCGCGUCGGUACGGUGUUGCAGACGGGCACCCACUACCCUUUCGUGCUGAAGCUCUUCAUGGCCCUGAUCCCCGAGAAGGUGAAGCGUGAACAGUCGCAGCACGACGAGUUCACCGAGGCAAAGCUGAGGCGGCGCAUGGAUCUGGGCCAGGAGCGGCCGGACCUGCUCGAGGGACUGCUGAGGAAGAAAGAUGAAUGGAACAUGAGCUUUGCCAAGCUGAAGGCCAACAGCAGCAUCCUCAUCAUCGGCGGGUCCGAGACCACGGCCACUCUGCUUUCCGGCGCGACCUACUACCUGCUCAUGAACCCCGACGCCCUCAAGAAGUUGACCGACGAGAUUCGUUCCACCUUCAAGGACGAGAGCGAAAUCGACUUCCAGUCCGUCAGCAACCUGCCCUACUUGCUCGCAUGUCUCGAAGAAGCGUUGCGCCUGUACCCUCCCGUCCCGAUCGGACUGCCCCGCAUUGUUCCCAAAGGAGGCGCAAACAUCGCCGACCACUACGUUCCCGAGGAUACAACUGUCUCCAUCUACCAAUGGGCCAUGUACCACUCCGAGAAGAACUUCCGCGACCCCUUCGGCUUCCACCCCGAGAGAUGGCUGCAGGACCCGGCCUUUGCGACCGACAACAAGGAGGCCUUCCAGCCGUUCCACGUUGGGCCCCGUAACUGCAUUGGCAGAAACCUGGCUUACGUUGAGAUGCGUCUUAUCCUCACCCGCGUCCUCUGGAACUUCGACAUCAAGAUUGCCGACGACAGCACCGACUGGGCCCCCAAACAAAAGAUCUACUUGUUGUGGGAGAAGGGCCCUCUGAAUGCCUACCUGACGCCGGUCCAGCGUUCUUGA
This is a messenger RNA of Colletotrichum higginsianum IMI 349063, 1494 nucleotides long. RefSeq names its product Cytochrome P450. Gene Ontology annotation, molecular function: oxidoreductase activity, acting on paired donors, with incorporation or reduction of molecular oxygen; iron ion binding; heme binding. The transcript has 5 exons. The record is from RefSeq and is a predicted model, not a curated record. NCBI's taxonomy places the organism in Eukaryota, Fungi, Ascomycota, Sordariomycetes, Glomerellales, Glomerellaceae. Bases 1 to 1494 code for a protein of 497 amino acids.